This is a messenger RNA of Hypanus sabinus (Atlantic stingray), 802 nucleotides long. RefSeq names its product cytochrome c oxidase subunit NDUFA4-like. Lineage: Eukaryota; Metazoa; Chordata; Chondrichthyes; Myliobatiformes; Dasyatidae. The record is from RefSeq and is a predicted model, not a curated record. The coding region runs from base 215 to 502 and encodes 95 amino acids. The transcript has 6 exons.
CUGACCCAGCCAACCACUGCAAACAUGAGCACGGCCGCCUGCUGACAGCUCCAAUUUGGACCCUAGCCCCGCCCCGAAGUAUUUUUGGAAGUUAGUCCCUUCUCAUUUGGGAGGAGGACAUUCAAGGUUGAGCUGUUUUAGCUGGUGCCCUGGCGCAGAGGCUUUGGGAGUGAAGUCCACUGGCCGCAAGGCUCUCGGUUCCUCGCCCGACGCAAUGUUCGGUCUCAUGAUAAGACAAGCGAAGAAGCAUCCAAGCUUGAUUCCUUUGUUCACUUUCAUUUCACUUGGAAUUUCUGGUGCUACACUUUACUUAUCACGCAUGGCAUUAUUCAGUCCUGAUGUCAGAUGGAUUUUGAGCGACGUUCGGAAUGUGGUGUGUGCUUUCAUGCAGACUGUGAGUCCAGAGCCUGGGAUAAAAAGAACAACCCUGAGCCAUGGAACAAGUUGGGCCAUAAUCAGCAAUACAAGUUUAUUGCAGUCAACACCGAUUAUAAAUACCUGAAGAAGAAUCGCCCUGAUUUUUGAAUGGUUGAUUGAUAAAAUGCUUCUCUAUCUUCACAGAAUUUCUAUAAUCACGCUAAAUCCGUUUUAAAUUGCUCAGUGUACUACGUACCUUAGUGUUUCAAAUGCAGACAUCGAUUGAUCAUGUGCUCUUAUUUUCAUAUCAGGCAAAAAUAAUAGGCUCUUUGAAAUCUGCUUUGACUUUUACAAACAAAUUAAAUCAUAUUGAGAUCAAGUAUAUAUGAUGUUUAAUGCACAUAUGCUUCGUUAAACAAUCAUGUCAAUAAAACUUUUAAAGUUC